Molecule: messenger RNA, 399 nt
Organism: Penicillium malachiteum
Lineage: Eukaryota; Fungi; Ascomycota; Eurotiomycetes; Eurotiales; Aspergillaceae
Exons: 1
Coding region: 1-399 (132 amino acids)
Source: RefSeq, a predicted model, not a curated record
AUGCCAGGGGGCUUCCAUGGAUACACGGGUCCUGCCUUCACCAUCCACGAUGAAAACGACUUAUGGGAAACGGCCUAUCGGUCACUGAAACAUGAGGAAAGAUCCAUUUUGGACGCCAUUCGCAAUGAAAACGCGAGCGCCAUGGCCAUUUCUGCGGUACUGGAAGACAUCAUCACAACCAUUGAGACUCAAUUUGAGAUUCGCGAGAAAAGAAAUGAUACAUCGAAAAUCAGGAAAGCUGCAAAGCACAUCCUCGACAUCGCAUGUUCCACGCAGAGCUCUGUGGCAAGUAUUGCUGCUGCCGAUCCUAUAAGCCAUGCAGCGACUGCUUGGGCGAUAGUUUCUCUUGGGCUAAAGGUCAAUAUGAUACUAGACAUCCUUAAAAUGAUUCAAAGCUGA